AUGGAUUUUUGGAGGAUUACAUAUAUUUCACAGGAUAAAUAUGAUCCAUUAAGGGAAUUUUAUUAUAUUAAACGGGAUGAAAUAUUAGAAAAAUAUAUAGAUUUAUGGAAAGAAUUGAAAGGAGUUGUAUCAUUUCCUAUAAAAUAUUCUGAUGAUCUUUCAUCAUUUAAAUUAAUUACACUUCAUUGGUGUAGAGAGGAUAGUUGUUUGAUGCCACCAUUUGCUACAAUUCCAACAAAUGGGUUUUAUAUAAUGAUAUAUCCAUUAUAUAAUUCAAAAAUGGUAUUUUCUAUUCCAAAUUUUCUAAAGGAUCUAUGGGGAGACAGAAUUCCUUCAUGGGGAUCUUUUAUUGAUAAUAAAGCUGGAAAAUUAUAUUAUGACUCUACAGUUUCAUCUGGAUCCUUUUUAUUGGAUGCAAUUUGCAUGUUUAGUGGAUAUUUAUGUGAUCAAGGGGAUGUAGAACAGAUUGGUCAAAUUGAACUUUUUAUAUAUCCUUUAUCAAGAACAAUGAUUGCAAAAAUAGUAUGGAAAUUGCGUUUAAAAGGUUUAGAAUGGAAUAGAUAUUUAAAACUUUUGCAAAAUAGAUCUGCACAUGUAGAAAUUGGACUUCUUGAUCCUAUUUCUGAUGUUACUAAAAGGACUAAAUAUAUAUGGAGAAAGGCUAUUCUUGGACAACUUAAUAUAUUAGAGCCAUAUACUACUUUUUUUUCUAAUGACUUUCUUCAUAACUCUUUUAUUCACUCUGAAGUGACUUCUUCUACUGGUUUUCAUAAAAAAAUUAGGUCUAAAAUAACCAUUUCACAAUUACUCAAUGAUUCUUGUUCUUUAUACAUCCUUUAUUAUCUUCCAAAAUUCAUAUAUGUUGAUAAAUAUCAAUUAGAAAACUUGGCUCAGUUCAAUAUUGGUAAUCUUAAAAAGAUUCAUUUUAUACAUGGAGAAACGGAUCUAGAAGCUCCAUCUUGGCAAUUAAACAAAUGGGGAAGUCUAAUAUUGGUAGAGGCUUUGUUUUAUCAAAAUAUUUCUUUUUUUAUUGAUCUACCUAUUCAUCUUCGCUAUCAUCUUCCUAUGUUACACAAUUUUCACUCUUUUAACCUCUCUCUUCCAACCUCCUUCUUCUUCUGUCAUUCAGCAAAAGGUAUAUAUCCUUCUAAUUCACCUUUUUUAUCUAGUUGGCUACUAUUUCAUAAUUAUUUUUCAAAAAAUGGCUCAUUUUAUUUCUUAAAUCAUUCAAUUCAAAACUAUUCUACUUCUAUGACUAUUCAUACUCCUAUACUUUACUCAAAUCAUAUAUUAUUUGUUCAAAUUGCAACUUUUUUAGUCAUUUCAAUCUCUUUCUUUUACAUUUUCUUUAAAAUACUUAUUCAACUUCAUUUCCUCGGCAUAUUCAUACAUAAUUCAACUUAA
This is a messenger RNA of Pneumocystis carinii B80, 1404 nucleotides long. RefSeq lists its product as hypothetical. Gene Ontology annotation, cellular component: endoplasmic reticulum membrane; glycosylphosphatidylinositol-mannosyltransferase I complex. The transcript has 6 exons. Gene Ontology annotation, molecular function: mannosyltransferase activity. Bases 1 to 1404 code for a protein of 467 amino acids. The record is from RefSeq and is a predicted model, not a curated record. Lineage: Eukaryota; Fungi; Ascomycota; Pneumocystomycetes; Pneumocystales; Pneumocystaceae. Gene Ontology annotation, biological process: GPI anchor biosynthetic process; protein processing.